Messenger RNA from Plectropomus leopardus (leopard coralgrouper), 3547 nucleotides. It is a transcript of the gene gpbp1l1, whose product is annotated as GC-rich promoter binding protein 1-like 1. The record is from RefSeq and is a predicted model, not a curated record. NCBI's taxonomy places the organism in Eukaryota, Metazoa, Chordata, Actinopteri, Perciformes, Serranidae. Gene Ontology annotation, biological process: positive regulation of DNA-templated transcription; DNA-templated transcription. Gene Ontology annotation, cellular component: nucleus. Gene Ontology annotation, molecular function: DNA binding; RNA binding.
GUAAGAAAACCCAAACAAACAUCAAUAGCGUAUUACUUACGGAGUUUACCAUUGCAAAGAGGUCCGGUGUGUUCCUGUGCAGAUACCAGUGAACCCUCAGCAAGAAAACGAGACACUGCAGUGCUGAAACCUCACGUUUGAGCAAAAAACUUAUUAAAGAACGGAAGGAAAGACCGGCUUCACAAAAUUUUGGAUGCAUGCUAUUUUCAUCUUCAUUUUUUUUCCAACUGAGAAAAAGAAGUUGAUUGAGCUUUCUUGAGGAUUUCUUUUUAGAUGAGUUUGAUUGCUCUUGAUGGACUCUUGUGCAUCACAUGACACGAGGACCUUUUGACUCUGUGGAAGAUUUUUUGUUUAUCUCCUGAGCUUGCAUAUCUAUGAAAUCAGAGUUACACCCCAAAUCUGCUUCAAUCAGAAAUCUGCAGAUAAUUAAAUGGGCGCCUUACAAAUGUGAUAUUAAAACACACAAAGACAAAAGCAGCACUAGAAUGCAUCAUCUAGCAUCAUCUCUAUUUCACUAACCAAAACUGAAAAUGACGGCAAUGUAACAUAGGGUUUUACUUCCUUCAUUGUCAUGUGACUUUGAACCUUUGCGCAUUAUUUUCUUCAAACUCAGACAGUCUUUUUCAUCAGUUUAAUGAGGUGAGCAGUGACCUCCAUUGCCAAUAAAAGACUGUCUCUGAACUCAUUUUUCUUUUCUGCAUGCGUUUCAGUAGAUCUUAAAAUGAUUCGGUAAAAGGUGAGUCGACGUAAACACAUACUGGCACGCAGUGUGGCAGGACAACACCUGUCCGUCUCCCCUCAUCUGGUGUCAAAGUGGAACUGCUAAACAAACUGCUGUCCAUGUUAGAGGGCAGACAUCUUUCACAGACUGCUUCCUUGUAUUAACAAUAAGACAACCUGGCUCAUCUUCACAGACACAUCGCUCGUCAAAUCAAUUCAUUUUGCCAUUCAGCAUCAAGUCCAAUCAGUCUUUCUGUUGUCAAUAAGGGCAAAUGGCUCAAAUGAAUUGGUAAAGGAUUCAAUCUGCUUUGAAAAAAAAUCACCUGGACUGGAAACAGUAGCAUUCGGAAUUCAUCAGAGACGUGACCUCCACAGGAGCUGCGUGGGAAUCUGGUUCAAGAAAGGAGACUCUGUCACAGCCCUCUGCGCUUCUACUUUGAAAUCUACUUCCUGCUCGGUCAGUUCUCUGGAUCGCCAUUCCAGAUCAUUCCUGCGACCUUUUGACCCAUCUCCAAGUGUUUCACCCUGGACGAAGGGAGCUGCCUCUGGGGCAAGGGGCUGUGCUGUCCUGGAGGUGGUGGAGAGGGGGUUGUCGGUGCGCCACUCCCCGUCUGUCAGUGCACACACUCUGUGAUCAGUGCCAACAGGCCUGAGGAACCGAGCCCAGCCGGACCGAGAGAGGAGGCAGAGGACUUCAGAGCCACAGACUCUGGGAUCCUGGCCAUGAGGUUUGAUGCCUCGAUCCACUGACCGGAAACACUGGACCUAAAUGGCGCAGCAUGACUUUGUCCCUGCCUGGCUUAACUUCUCCACGCCCCAGCCUGCCAAGUCCCCUGCUGCCAACCUUGAGAAACAAGGUGAGCCCCACCACCACAGAGACGGCAGAACCGCUGUAAGCCGCCGCCGCCACAACUCCUCUGAUGGCUUCUUUAACAACGGCUCGUUGCGCGCUCCAGCAGGUGACGGAUGGCAGCAGCCUUCUCUGCUUCUGAGGCAUGACUCGGUGGACUCGGGGGUGGCCAAAGGAGGGCAUGGUGGGCUGGCAGGGGGCUCCUGUUGGAAGGACACACCCAGCUGGCAUGGAGCGUCGCGGGGUCCCCAGGACGGCCACCACCACCAGGGACGCCACCCCAAACGGGUAGGAGGCGACAGGGACAGGCAGGCGGGGCACCGGCAGCGCAAUGGCAACUUUCAUCCCCGCAAGGGCACCUCGUACCAGGACAAGUUCCCCAACGAGGAACGCAAAGACGGCAAGGACGACAAGCUGAAAUUUGUGGAAGAGGACUUUCCUUCCCUCAACCCUGAAACAACUGGAAAGCCUGGGACUCAGAUGCGAGCAGUGGCUCCCCAUGCUGGAGUUUGGGAAAACCCCCCGAGUGGCAAACAGAUGGUGUCCAAGAUGCUUGUUAUCAAGAAAGUUUCCAAGGAGGACCCCAGCACAGCCUUCUCUGCGGGGUUUGCCACUGCUGGCGCCUUGCCCACCAACGGCAGCAAAGCUCCCAUUGCAGGCUCCAGCGUCUACAAGAACCUGGUCCCAAAGCCUGCUGUGGCCCCCACCAAAAGCACCCAGUGGAAAUCCGGUGGUAGAGAGAUCACUAAGUCUGGCCUUCACAUGCCGGGCCGAGAUUCAGUCUUCACCAGCCCCGUCUCUGCAGCCAAACCCAGCACCCCAGUCAAUGCACCACAGCACAACACCCCGAAAGAGCACCCUUCCAGCACGACUCCUCCCAUAGACAUUGCCCCGUCGAGGCUGAAGCUGAUGCGGCGUGGUCCGGACCGCAAGAGUGAGUUCUUGCGAGCUCUGAAGGACGAGGGCACUGGAGAGCUGACGACGAGCAGCAGUCCGGGAACAUCAGGGGAGGGUGAAAGCAGCACCCCAGAGCCCAAAGCUUACAGUGAGGAAGUCUGCCAUGAGAACGGUCUGUCCUACUCCCUCAGUGACUCAGACACCGAACACCUGUCCAGCUCCCUGGAGGCAGAGCACAGGUUGCUGAAGGCCAUGGGCUGGCAGGAGUACCCAGAAAAUGAUGACAACUUCCUGCCUCUGACAGAGGACGAGCUGAGAGAGUUUCAGACUAAAACCGAACAGCUGAAGAGGAACGGCAUGCAGAGGAAUGGGGCUCUCCCGAGGGCGCGGGGUGUGACCCUCCACUUCACCCCCUGGAGGAGUGUGGCGGAGGCGAACGUCGAGGAGGGCUCCGAGUCCGAAACCAGUAGCAGCAGCCAGACCUCUGAUGACGACGACUGCAUCAAAUCCUAACGUGGCUUUACGGAACAAAAAAAACCAACAACAACAACACAACAGCCAACACAACAUCCCAGCAAGCAAUCCCCCUCUUCCUCUCAUCUUUGUUUUUAGAGCACCAUUUUGAAUUUCUUUUGUUUUGAUUUUUUUGUUGUCAUUCUUGCACAAGGGAAAAACCAAUCAUAUCCCAGUGAAGGGGGAGAUUCCUGCUCCGCCAGACGUCGUUUUCCCUGCGUUUCCUCCUUCACUGCAGUCCUAGCCCUCUUUGAAUCCCCCCAUCCCCUCCCCCCUCCCCCUCUUCCUUUUUCUUCCUCGCUUUGUGGAACUGACGUGUUCAUCAAGAAAAGAAGGGCAAUGAAUGCACACUUGAUUCUGCUUUAAACAGACUAACUCAUUUCAUUGAUGAUGCUGAUGACACAUUAUUAAUGAUAUUAAUAAAAAUUGGUUCCUGACAAGCUGAUAUGUUUCAAUAUGAAUCUGCCUACUGUGGUGCUUGAGUCCACACAGAGUUCACUUUUUGUAGGUCACUUGUAAAAUCCCACAUUGUUCCCACACAGCCCUGUAGGGAAACUCUUGACUCUU